Myxocyprinus asiaticus (Chinese sucker) is the source of this 1859-nucleotide messenger RNA. RefSeq names its product caspase recruitment domain-containing protein 19-like. The transcript has 6 exons. The record is from RefSeq and is a predicted model, not a curated record. The coding region runs from base 49 to 597 and encodes 182 amino acids. Gene Ontology annotation, cellular component: mitochondrion. NCBI's taxonomy places the organism in Eukaryota, Metazoa, Chordata, Actinopteri, Cypriniformes, Catostomidae.
CAAUGUUAUGGGCGUUUCCAAACAAAAGACAGCAGAGGAGACAUCAGAAUGGGAGAGAGCUUCCUUGAACAGCUGCGGAUAGACAGCCGGUUCUUGAAAUCGGACCGGCGUCUGGACACAGAGCUGGUGGAUAAACUCAUUCUGCAGCUCAACAGAAUCUACCCACAGAUCCUGACUGACAAGGAGGCCACCAAGUUCAGGGAUUUGGAUGUUCCCACCUGUAUCAGGCUGGCAGAGCUGCUGUCUCAUCUACAGGAGAAAGGCGAGGAGGCAUGUCGGGAGUUUUACUGUGCGCUGCACCUUCACGUGGAGGAUGUUUACUUCAGUUUACCCACACGCCUCCGACUCAGAGAGUCUGGUGAUCCAGUCGAUCCAGUCACGAGUCCCACAACAAGAUAUGCACUAAACGACCGAAGUCCUUUAUUCUACCUCAGUUGUUUCAGUGUAGCAGUAGGAGUAGCUCUGCUGUAUUACUAUGGAGAAUCCAGGGAGGUGUCGGGUUCGAGCAGUGCUCUGGGUCUGGCUGCGCUGGGUCUUGGUAGAAAGGUGCGAGAGGUUCUCAUCUGGUACACAGAACGGAAGAUGGAUGGAAAAUAAUGGAAUUUGUUUGUGUCUUCAUGGGUAUUUUGACAUUAAGUGCACUUCAGAUAAACUCAAGUAUCCGUGUCAAAAUUAUCACAAAAUAUUUUACCUCAGGAUUUAAAAAAUAAAUGUGUACAUAGGGCGUAAAUAAAGUUAUUAUUGCCAUGAGGCAGGAUUUCAAAGAUUUAAAUUUAAGGUUUUGUGCCUAAAUCUGGAAUCAUUUGUUACACUUCUUUUCUAUUUAAAGGUGCACUCGGUGAUUUUGCUAAUUGCUAAACUUUUAAACAAAGAACUAAAUCAUAUUUUUGAAAAAUAUGUUUAAAAUGAUAUUUGAUAUUAAUGACUGUAGUCACAUCAGUUUUAGAGAAAAAGCUUCUUUACUCCUACAUGGUGCUGGGCGCACAUUCAUCAGCAGUGCCAUGCUGAGAUCAUAUAACCAGCCGAAUAUUACUUGCUUUAUUAAUCAUAAAUAGCCCAUAUUUACAAUGGCAUCAGUAACUCAGAACCUUUGCUCUUGCGUGAUGCUGUAUUUACAACGCUAGAUGUCAGUGUACCAUAAACAAAAGAAUUACUGAGCUAGUGCACCUUUAAGUAUACCUUAAUAUGUUUAACAACUACAAUAUGCUAAAAUAUCCAUAACGAAACAUUAUAUUCAUGCAUUAAAAAUAAUAAACAUGCAUAUGCAGUACCGAGAGCAGGAACUUUGGUUUGAAUUGUCAACAUAUUGGUUAUUUAGGAAUCAAGCUCCUUUUGACACUCAAGGAAUUCAGUUCAGACUUGCUCUAAUAAUGUUGCAAGCCUUAUUUAGUUUUAUUUGUUACAAGAAAAAACAAACUUCAACAAAACUCGUGUAUAUAACAUUUACGUAAUUAAUAACAAAACAAUUCUGACAACAGUUAUAAUUCACUACUCAAUUUACAUGUUUUGCAUUUAUAAGUAUAUGCAAAACUGCAAUAUGAAAUAGACCAUGUCUCAAAAUAUUUUUAUAUACACUUUAGACACUAGAUACUAUAAAUAUAUCUGAACCUCGGAUUAUUAGGGUUUUGUUACCAUGUACUGGUAAUAUCUUUAAAAUAAUCAAGUCAUUUUGAGGGUGAAGGUUUUAAGAAGUAUCUAGUAUUUUAUCAUGUUUAUAUGUUUGUAUACUUUUAUACUAGCAGCAUGUUUGCACUGGUUUAUCUACUAAUAAUUGAUCAUGUCUGUCAGUUUCUUAAAGGAUAUUUGUAACUCUUGUGGACUUGUUUCUACGGUAGGAUGUAUUAAAUGUUUAAGACUUA